Messenger RNA from Solanum tuberosum (potato), 1948 nucleotides. RefSeq names its product probable polyamine oxidase 4. The record is from RefSeq and is a predicted model, not a curated record. Gene Ontology annotation, molecular function: polyamine oxidase activity. Gene Ontology annotation, cellular component: peroxisome. The transcript is spliced from 10 exons. Bases 326 to 1762 code for a protein of 478 amino acids. NCBI's taxonomy places the organism in Eukaryota, Viridiplantae, Streptophyta, Magnoliopsida, Solanales, Solanaceae. Gene Ontology annotation, biological process: polyamine catabolic process.
UUAAUUAUAUAUAAAACACUCAUUUGCCGUUGCCUAACAACUGUUCGACGAAUUGCCUCAAAGAAAAGAAAAACGAAAUUUGUGAUCUAUGCAAACCAAACGAUUUGUUUAUUUGAGGAUUUUGUGAUUAUGAGUGGAUUUGAUCAGUUACAGUGUUGUUACAAUUUAAGCCGCAUCAUUGCCGGCCUUCUUCUCUUCAUGCUUUACCAUUCUUUCCAAUUAAUUUCCAAUUUCUUGCUUCCUAUACACCCUUAACAACAUUCCCCACACACCCUUUUCUUUUCUUUUCUUGAUUUCUUCGAAUUCAAGUAACCAUUGUUGAAUCAUGGAGCUCAAAGGGAAUGAUUCUGGGAGGCGACAUGGUUCAUCUCCGUCGGUCAUUGUAAUUGGUGGAGGUAUCUCAGGGGUAGCUGCUGCACGUUUCCUUCAGAAUGCUUAUUUCAAGGUGCUCUUGCUGGAGUCACGAGAUAGACUUGGUGGUCGCAUACACACUGACAACUCAUUUGGUUGUCCAGUUGAUCUGGGAGCUUCAUGGCUCCAUGGAGUGUGCAAUGAAAAUCCUUUAGCUCCUUUGAUACGGCGGCUGGGGCUCACUCUGUAUCGAACUAGUGGUGACGACUCAGUGCUUUAUGACCAUGAUUUGGAAAGCUGCAUGCUGUUUGACAUGGAUGGUCAUCAAGUUCCUCAUAAUACAGUUGCUGAAGUAGGAGAUGUAUUCAAGAAAAUCCUCGAUGAGACUGAGAAAGUGAGAAAUGAGAAUAGUAAUGACAUAUCGGUACUUCAAGCAAUAUCUAUUGUAUUGGACAGGCAUCCUGAGCUGAGGCAAGAAGGAGUCUCUCAUGAAGUACUGCAGUGGUACAUAUGCAGAAUGGAGGCAUGGUUUUCUGCCGAUGCAGACACAAUCUCUUUGAAAACUUGGGAUCAGGAGCAAGUUCUUACGGGUGGCCAUGGACUAAUGGUGCAGGGUUAUCACCCGGUGAUUGAGGCAUUGUCAAAAGAUAUUGAUAUUCGUUUGAAUCACAGGGUAAAGGCGAUUACGGAUGGGUAUAACAAAGUGAUGGUUACAGUUGAGGAUGGGAGGAAUUUUGUUGCGGAUGCUGCUAUAAUAACUGUGCCUAUUGGGGUCCUCAAAGCCAACUUAAUUGAGUUCAAACCAAAAUUGCCAGAUUGGAAGCUUUCUGCAAUAGCAGAUCUUGGUGUGGGCAACGAAAACAAGAUUGCAUUACGAUUUGAUACUGUAUUUUGGCCAAAUGUUGAAUUGUUAGGCAUUGUUGCACCUACCUCUUAUGCUUGUGGGUAUUUUCUUAACCUCCACAAGGCAACAGGGCAUCAAGUCCUUGUCUAUAUGGCUGCCGGAAGACUUGCUUAUGAUGUAGAGAAAUUAUCAGACAGAGAGGCGGCUGAUUUUGUUAUGCGUCAGCUGAAAAAAAUGUUUCCUGAUGCACCUGAACCUGUUCAGUAUCUUGUAUCACGCUGGGGAACAGAUCCAGACUCCCUAGGAUGCUAUUCGUAUGAUCUGGUUGGAAAGCCAACAGAUAUAUAUGAUAAGCUUCGAGCACCUUUAGGUAAUCUGUUCUUUGGAGGCGAAGCUGUCUGUAUGGAUGACCAUCAAGGGUCCGUGCACGGUGCCUAUUCAGCUGGAAUCAUAGCUGCUGAAGAUUGCUGCCAGCAUCUCAUUAAGAGACUUGGAAGUGUUCAACUUGUUUCCUCCAGGGAAGAAAUUCUCAAAUCCAUUGUUCCCCUCAAGAUUUCCAGGAUGUGAUCAUCUUCCAACAAAAUCAUAACUAGGUUCGAACGUUGAUUAGUUUCCCUUUUUUUCCCUCUGCUUAACUAGUAGUGUGCUCCGAUUCAUCGUCAUUUGAUUAAAUUUCUGAAAUGAUGAAUGUGGUUCUAUCAAUUGUAUUUUCCAACGUUCGCAAUAUAAAGUUGUUUUGCAUAUUAUAUCCUU